Archocentrus centrarchus (flier cichlid) is the source of this 5244-nucleotide messenger RNA. It is a transcript of the gene ibtk, whose product is annotated as inhibitor of Bruton agammaglobulinemia tyrosine kinase. Gene Ontology annotation, molecular function: protein tyrosine kinase inhibitor activity; protein kinase binding. Gene Ontology annotation, biological process: negative regulation of protein phosphorylation. The record is from RefSeq and is a predicted model, not a curated record. Gene Ontology annotation, cellular component: nucleoplasm; cytoplasm. NCBI's taxonomy places the organism in Eukaryota, Metazoa, Chordata, Actinopteri, Cichliformes, Cichlidae.
AUGCAGCCGCUGUGGCCAAUCAGAAGUCUUGACAUUGAUGCGGAUUCUCGCCAAACCUGCAGGGGCUCAGUCCUGUCCAAAAUUCGCACCGCGGAAGUCAGGCUGCUGGACUGCACCCCCAAAUGCCGCUCACAGCAGCAUGCAGACCAGGUAGUUGCCGCGCUAACAAGCGGCUCUGAGGGGCAACUUCGGGCAUUUCUGACUUCAUACUGCCACAAUGCGGCCACCUUGCGGGAUGCCUUCGGUCGCACAUCCCUGCACCUGGCGGCCUCAUUGGGUAAGAAGGCCCUGCUGGAGUGGCUGCUGGAAAGUAAGGGUGCUGACCUGAUGGUUAAGGAUAAGGAAUCUGGCUGGACUGCUCUGCACCGCAGCGCCUUCUAUGGACAGAUCCAUUGUCUCAUGUCACUGGUCAAGCAUGGAGGACUUCUCUCUACCCAGGACAAAGAAGGUCUUUCUGUCUUGGACUUGACCAUGAAGGACCGCCCAUCACAUGUUGUGUUCAGAAACACUGACCCUACUGAAGUGUACACAUGGGGAAACAAUACUAAUUUCAGUCUCGGCCAUGGCAAUCAGGAGAGCCGACAGCACCCUGAGCUUGUGGAUGUGUUUGCCAGGACUGGAGUUUAUAUCAAGCAGGUGGUGCUGUGUAAGUUCCACUCUGUGUUCUUGUCACAGAAAGGCCAAGUGUUCACCUGCGGGCAUGGACAGGGAGGAAGACUUGGCCAUGGAGAUGAACAGACUUAUCUGGUUCCUCGAAUGGUGGAAGGUCUCAUGUCCCAUCACUGUUCCCAGGUGGCAGCAGCUAAAGACCACACAGUGGUCCUGCCAGAGGAAGGCUAUGUUUAUACUUUUGGUCUCAACACGUUCCACCAGCUGGGCCUAGCUCCUCCUCCCGCCUCAGCAUUUGUACCUAAACAGGUUUUCUCCAAGACACUCAAAGGCAGGACGGUGAUUGGAGUUGCAGCAGGAAGGUUCCACACAGUGCUGUGGACCAGGGAGGCUGUCUAUACAAUGGGACUCAAUGGAGGCCAGCUGGGUUACUUGCUGGAUCCUAAUGGAGAAAAGUGCGUAACAGCCCCCCGCAGUUCAGCCCUGCACCACAAGGAUGUGACCAUAUCUAUGGCAGCAGCUAGUGAUGGCGCAACAGUAGUUGUGACUGAGAAGGGGGAUGUGUACCUGUUGGCUGACUACCAGUGCAAGAAGUUGGCUUCAAGGCAGCUCAAUAUCAAGAAGGUCCUGGUGAGCGGGGGGAGUCUGGACCAUCGAGUAGCUCCGCAGAUCUUGAACGAGGGAGGAGUGGAAAAGGUGGUGAUCUUGGCAUUAGAUACAGCUGGAAGAGUGUUUUGCUGGCGUUCCUCUGGAAGCUCGGUGAGACAGUGCCGGUGGGCGUAUGCGCGUCAGGUUUUCAUGACGGACAUCGCUCUCAGCAAGAACAGCAUGAUGUUUGUGACUCAGGACGGGGAAGGCUUCAGUGGCGUGUGGGCUGGAGAAUAUAAGAAGUGCGGGGAGAAGAAAGAGGUCAGCGUGGAGGUGUGUGGCCACUCAGAUGCAGGCACACUGUAUGAACGAAUCCGGCUGGAGAAACUCCCCUAUGUCCACAGAGCUGUCAGCAUCACCAUGGACUCAAAGGGUCGGAAUUUUGGAGUUCUUCAGGCUGACCCAAAAACUAGCCUGUUUGAGGUUCCCAGUAUUUCUCCAUCCUCCUUCUCCCAACACUUCCGAAGCCUUCUGGAUGAGGCGGACGAAAUGGACAACAUCCAUGAUGUGACGCUUCAGGCCGGUGAUCGCACCUUCCCGGCUCACAAGUACAUUCUGUCCAUGAGGUCCGAGUUUUUCCGGAAGCAGUUCAUGUCCGAGCAUUGUGGGGUUGACGAGGAGCUCGAAAAGGAAGUGAGGAAGAGUGAAGAUGCCGUGGGCUGUGAUUUACUCAUUCUGGAAAAAAUCCCACCGGACAUGCUGGAAUACGCGCUUCACUUCAUCUACACAGACUCCUGUGAGCUGCUGGUACACGGGGCACGGCCAAUAGUCUCGGGGGUCAUAACAGCCCAAAACCAGGAUUCAGAGGAGGAUAGGCUUAUCAGCAACCUGCAGGACUUGGGCCUGAGUGGUCGUUCAGCUCUAGAGGUGUAUCGUUCCCUUCCCCCCGCAGCCAAAGGCAACAGCGACAAGGCCAAGAGCAAGGGCUCCAAGCCUGGCAAAAAGGGGAAAGGAAGCAAAGGUGACAAGUCCGGAGCCAAUGAGGGAGGGGCCAAUCCAGUGAAAACCUUACAGGGUGUAGCAAAAAAGCUCGGUCUGGGCAGCCUGUCAGCACGACUGGAUGGUGUCAAAUAUGAAAAUGGAAAAAUUAAUGUUACACAGAAGAAAACUGGCAACAAACCCAAAUUCUACCAGAAAAAAUGCUCCUAUCUUUGUGAUGUUACUCUGAAAUCUGAAGAUGGGAAAGAGUUUUCUUGUCAUAAAUGUGUCCUCUGUGCAAGACUAGAGUACUUCAACAGUAUGCUCGGUAAUCCCUGGAUUGAGGCUACAUCUUGUUCUGCACUCGAGAUGCCCACCAGCUCAGAGAUCCUGCAGGUCAUUCUUGAGUACAUCUACACAGAUGAGUCUCCCACCAUUAAAGAGUCUCUGAAUGUGGAGUUUGUCUGCAAUGUGUUGGUUGUGGCUGACCAGCUGCUCAUCACACGCCUGAAGGAGAUGUGCGAGGUCGCCAUCACUGAGAACCUGACUCUGAAGAAUGCUGCAGAGCUGCUGGAGUUUGCUACCAUGUACAAUGCAGAGCAGUUGAAGUUGUCCUGCCUCCAGUUCAUGGUGCUCAACAUGGCCGCCCUGCUGGAAUCAAAAGCUCUGGAUAUUCUUAGUGAUGAAGUGCUCGUGGAGCUUUCUGCAGCCUAUAGGAAGAUGAUCCCAGCAAUGCAGAAGCGUGUUAUCACCCCAUAUCCUGGUGCACCAGACCUCAGUUUGUAUGAGGAUGAGGAUUUGGACUCAGCAUUCAGCCCCAAACCAGAGACAGAAUUGGAUCACUCUUGCAGGGAAAUCCUGUUAAAAAAGGCUAAAAUGAAGGCUAAGAAGAAACCAAGGAGACGCUCUGACAGCUCAGGGGGCUACACUCUCUCUGAUAUCAUUCAAAGCCCUCCUGCUGCAGUGGUUUCACCAUGCCUGGUGAAGUCUGGUAAGGUUAACUCAACAGAGUCCCUGCAGGAGCUCCUCACGUCGGACUCUGAAGGCAGCUACAUGGGGGUUGGCAGUCCCAGAGACAUGCAGUCACCUGUUUUCCACGAGAGAGCUGAGGAUGAGAAAACCUUUAGUCAGAGACUGAAGACCCCACCCAGCACCCCAUCUUCCCUGAAGAACGGCCUCCCAACUCCCCCCAACUCUGCUCCACAAACCAUCCCAAAGGUCCUUCCCUGUCCUGCUCGUGCACCUCCAGUCCUGGAUCUGAGAACCAUCAUGGACAUGGAAGCCAGCUCUCUGCAGACUCUUGGAGCAACUCCUAAAAGCCCUGGAAGUGUCAACACCAGCAUCAAGCACUCCCCUCUUUCCACUAAACUGUCCCAGAAACAGAGGAAGAUGUUGGCCAUGGCUAACAAGGAGGCUAUGGUGGAGUCAACAGCAUCCAAACCAACCCCCACAUCCACCCCAUCCAAAAGCAGCGGAAAGGCCUGGGCAACGGCUGUCCAGUCCCCACCCUCCUCGUGUUCAUUUCGGGCUCUGCUAGAGGAGGAAGAGAACCGUUUGCUCAGAGUGGGGCAAACAGGAACACAGAGGGGCCAAAGCACCCUGGGAUCCCCCGUCACUGCUACACCUGCUGCCAGGAGGGUCACGUUCAAGUGUGCUGAAGGCAGUGAAUCGGAGAGACCUGUAGGGCCCUGGGUGCUGGGUGCAGUGGGCAGCCCUCCCCUCUCUUCCUUGGUGACCUUUGCUUCCAUCGUGGAGGAGGAGAAGCAACAGGAAGCCGCACUGAUCCGCAGCCGAGAGAAGCCGCUGGCGCUCAUCCAGAUUGAAGAGCGGGCCAUCCAGGACCUUCUGUUCCACUAUCAAGCACAUGACAACCCAGAUGAGCUGAUAGUGGUGGAGAGGUCUUCCAGAGGUCCCAUGGCAGUCCCGACCUGGAACAAACACUGAUGUUCAACAGCACAGCCACUAAAUACUACCAUCCAAGUGGGAAUGUCUCGCCCUGUUGUCACGCCCCAUUGUCACUUUAUACUUCUGGAAGCGUCUCUGCUCCAGCUUCCCCCCAGAACCCCUCCAGAUCCCAACAGUCCAUGCUGAGACAUACCUCGGACUCAUCCAUGCCAGUUUACGAUGGGUUUGACGCAAAUCUCUGCUUCUCUCUGCAGUGUUCCAUUUGUUUUAUUGCUGCUCAGCAUUUUGUUGUUUGCGUGUGAGAGAAUGUGUGUUUUUUUCCAUAACUGAAUGUGGUCCUGAGGAGAAUUUUUGGGACUGGGAUUAGUUGUGCAUGUUUUUCUUUCUUUCUUUGUUUUUUUGUUUUUUUUUGUUUUUGAUUUGAUUGUUUUUGCUGAGCAAAGAGUCCAUGUAUAAAAAGUAAACAACUCUCACAAAGGAAUAUUAUUAGUGAUGUGAAGCUGAAGUUGCCAAAGAAAUGAAAAUGUGAGAUGUUCCAGGCCACAAAAUGGGUCCAGAUUACAUCACAGGGCUUUCUUGUGUUGAAUCGGUGGAAGCUCUCAGUGAGAUUAAGAGAAGUUAAGAGUGCCAAUUAUCAUCUAUGGCAGAGCAUAAGGAGCACUUGAUAAGUGAGCUGUUUACCAAGGCAGUACAUUUACCUUCUUUAUGGACCCUUUUUUUCCCCCUUGCUUAUUAUCAACAUUGUUUGCUUCAGUUGAUCUGCAGUUACAUGGUAAUUUAGCAGUAAACUGUUUGUAUUUACUUUAAUACAAGCAGACGUUUGUCAUAGUUAAAAAGCAUUAUUUGACUCAGUUACAGAGAAAGCUAAAGUCAGGCUAUUCUAGUAGGGUUGAUUUUGUUUAACUGGUCAGUAGUGUGUUUUAGAGAUGGUCAUGUGCCUUGCGAUUGAAUAAUGAAGCAAAAUGAAGUUUAAAAAAUCUUUAUUUUCUCCUUAUUGUUUUACUCUCCUAGAGCCAGUGUAAGCUUGGUAGGUAGCUCAGAUCUGGACCAUAUGUUCUCCUUUUCAGGUGCCAUUUCAUACAGGUGUGUUUGUGUGUGUUGAGACCUAAGGAUGUGACAAGAAGAUGGCAUGCAAUAAUAAAAAUAUCUCACCUGUGCAAUGAA